AUGACCGCAGAUCAAAUUAUCGAUCAGACUAAGUUGGAUCUCGUCUUGAUCGAACAAACUGGUUCAUUACCCACCGAUGAUCCUAAAGGAUCUGGUAUGGCAGAUUAUUGUAAACAAAAUUUGUGCGAGAAACGAAAAUACCUUUAUUUCUCGAUCGAGAAAGGGCCAAAGUUUUCAACUGUCAUUGAGCGACCGGAGACUGAUCUAACAGUCAAACUCUUGGCAUCUGGGAGAUGGAAGACGGCCACUUUCAAGCCUUACAAUUCUAACGCUGAAGGAGUCGCACCAAAUGCUGGGGCUCUACAUCCCCUGAUGAAAGUCCGGGAAGAGUUUCGGAACAUAUUCUUGGAAAUGGGAUUCACGGAAAUGCCGACAGAUAAGUAUAUCGAAACUUCCUUUUGGUGUUUUGAUUCCCUUUUCGUUCCUCAACAACAUCCAGCUUGCGAAUCCCAAGAUACCUUUUAUCUGAAAGACCCGGUGGCAUCGACUGAUUUCCCAGCCGAGUAUUACAAGAAGGUUAAGAAAAUUCACGAGUCAGGAGGCCACGGUUCGAUUGGUUAUCAAGCCCCGUUUCAAGAAUCGGAAACCACUAAACUAGUUCUCCGUACACACACUACUUCAGUCUCGGCAAAUAUGCUCUACCAGAUUGCUCAGGAAUGUCAAAAGAAUUGGGAAGACUUCAAACCUAGUCAAGUGUUUAGUAUCGAUCGUGUGUUCAGAAAUGAGGCAGCCAAUGCUACCCAUCUCGCUGAGUUCCAUCAAGUCGAGGGUGUCAUUGCAGAUAAAAACAUCACUCUGGGAGAUCUAAUUGAUCCCAAAAAAGAUAGUGUCUUGAAAAGAGCCAAGAAACUCUUCGGAGAAUGA
Messenger RNA from Puccinia graminis f. sp. tritici CRL 75-36-700-3, 864 nucleotides. RefSeq names its product phenylalanyl-tRNA synthetase alpha chain. NCBI's taxonomy places the organism in Eukaryota, Fungi, Basidiomycota, Pucciniomycetes, Pucciniales, Pucciniaceae. Gene Ontology annotation, molecular function: phenylalanine-tRNA ligase activity; ATP binding; tRNA binding. The transcript is spliced from 6 exons. The coding region runs from base 1 to 864 and encodes 287 amino acids. Gene Ontology annotation, cellular component: phenylalanine-tRNA ligase complex; cytoplasm; cytosol. Gene Ontology annotation, biological process: phenylalanyl-tRNA aminoacylation. The record is from RefSeq and is a predicted model, not a curated record.